GAAGUAGCAUCAUCUCCUCGCAUCCCCCACAAUGAACAGAAAGCGUAUUUAUUCCUGUUAGAUAUAUAUUUCUAAUGCACGUAUAUCAUCUUCGCCCGUCAGGACUUCCAACCCGCUAACCCGCUAGAAAAGGAGCGGAUCCACUUCCUGCAUGCCUGCAAAACUAGUUCCGCUCAAAUGUUUACAUCGGGAAACAAGCAGUAUGCACACUACAGACUCCUAUUUGGCUAAAUAAACUAAUAUCAAUGGUGGCUGGUGAUACUUUCUAAAUAACACGUGCAUCAUACUGUGAAAAGGAGCUCAGCGGCAGAAUGGAUGUUAAAAGCCCCAAGGAGGAACCGUGUGACCCAAUGCCCCAUGGGUGGAUUAGAGAAGUGAGGCAGAGAAGAACAGGCAAGACAGCAGGAAAAUUGGAUGUUUACAUAACAAGUCCUGCAGGGCAGAAAUUCCGCUCAAGAGCAUCCUUGCAUGCAUUCCUGUUAAAAGGUGGAGGAGUAAACCUGGACAUGAACUUUUUUGAUUUUACUACAUCCAGAGAUGAGUUACCUAGCUCAUCAUCACUUCAUUCUGAAGAAAAGCAGAAGAGAGGGGAGCAAAAGGGAGCAGGUGGGUGUAAGGAGAAGAUUGAUGAAUAUCUGAACACUCCCUCACGUAAAUCUAAAAGACACUCUUCCUCCUACAGAAGUAAAGCUAAGGACACUGUAGUAAAGAUUGUAGAGAAUGACUUGUUGUGCAAUAAUUUUCCAGAGAUCUCUACAGAUAUAGAAAAGGUUUGCGAAGAUAAACGUAAAGAGUCUGUGCAGAGCUGCUCACAUGUUGCACCAUCACAGUUAGUGGAUGAUGCACAUUGGAGCAAUCAGAGAACAGGGCUGCUGAGAGACAAGAUACUCAGACUUGCUCCUGCCAGAAAUCAACAAAACUCCUUCCCUCUUCACGAAAACAAACUGGCAGAGCUGCAGCCUUCAGCCCUAGCUCUGAAUGCUGAAGCUGAGAGCAUGAAUGAUGGCGAGAGUGCACCAGACACAGAUGUUACACCGAAUCACAGCGAAGGUGACAAGUCUAAUUCUGAAGUGGCGGGUGAUGCUGACAGUCACGAGGAAGAGGAGACGGAGGUGUUGUUACCUGACAGCAUCACCAGGAGCAGCACACCCAGGAAUAAGUCUAAGAGUUUGGAGAACAAGUGGAGAACAAGCCCUUAUUUUAGCAAGAAACCUCUCCGAGAAGGACUCAGCCCACCCAGGAGAAAGGCUUUUAGGAAAUGGACACCCCCUCGAUCUCCCUUCAACCUCAUACAGGAAACCCUUUUCCAUGACCCUUGGAAGCUCCUGGUUGCCACUAUUUUUCUGAAUAAGACCAGCGGUAAGAUGGCCAUUCCAGUGCUAUGGCAGUUCUAUGAGCGCUACCCAUCAGCGGAGGUGGCCAGGGAGGCCGACUGGAAGCCCAUGUCUGACCUCAUGAGGCCACUUGGGCUGUAUGAACUCCGGGCCAAAACAAUCAUCCGAUUCUCAGAUGAAUAUCUGAACAAACAGUGGCGUUAUCCUAUUGAGCUGCAUGGCAUCGGCAAGUAUGGCAACGACUCCUACAGGAUCUUCUGUGUUGAAGAGUGGAGACAGGUGACCCCUGAAGAUCACAUGUUGAACAAAUAUCACGCCUGGCUGUGGGAGAACCAUGAAGCACUGGGAAUCUGAGUUCCCAGCGUGAUGAUGGACCAAAGGUUUUAGACUCAUUUAUUCACUGUAAAACUAUUUAACCCGAUUUGUUUACUUGUACUUGUGUUUAAUAAAACAUUUUAAAGGUCCUAAUAA
Messenger RNA from Nothobranchius furzeri (turquoise killifish), 1805 nucleotides. It is a transcript of the gene mbd4, whose product is annotated as methyl-CpG binding domain protein 4. NCBI's taxonomy places the organism in Eukaryota, Metazoa, Chordata, Actinopteri, Cyprinodontiformes, Nothobranchiidae. Gene Ontology annotation, molecular function: DNA binding; pyrimidine-specific mismatch base pair DNA N-glycosylase activity. Gene Ontology annotation, biological process: DNA repair. The record is from RefSeq and is a predicted model, not a curated record. Gene Ontology annotation, cellular component: nucleus.